Molecule: messenger RNA, 3829 nt
Organism: Phycodurus eques (leafy seadragon)
Lineage: Eukaryota; Metazoa; Chordata; Actinopteri; Syngnathiformes; Syngnathidae
Gene: micall1a
Product: MICAL-like 1a
Exons: 16
Coding region: 254-3010 (918 amino acids)
Molecular function (GO): protein binding
Source: RefSeq, a predicted model, not a curated record
CUUUUUUUUUUUUUUUUUUUUUUUUAUAUAUACAUGUCUUGGCUUAAAGUCUGGUGAAGGUAUCAUCAUUCUUCACAGUAUGACCUCGCAGAUCAGAUCAUGUAUGGACUACAAUGCAACUUCUACUUGCGAAAAAAAGUUGGCUAAUGUUUGAAUAGUUGAACGCAGCGUCGCAUUGGUGUGUAAAACUGACGCAUCGACGCUUCCAUCGCGAAACUCUUCUGAUGACUGACCGCUGGACCACUAGAGCACGAUGAUGGGAUCUCUGAAGGCUCUCCAGGAGUGGUGUCGGAUACAGUGUGAAAAUUAUCACGAUGUGGAAAUCAAGGACAUGUCGACGUCCUUUCGGGACGGCUUGGCAUUUUGUGCCAUCAUACAUCGCUACAGGCCAGAGUUGAUAGACUUCGACUCACUGUCUAAAGAUGACAUCUAUGCGAACAACCGACUGGCCUUUGAGGUGGCUGAGGCACAGCUAGGGAUACCUGCACUGUUGGACCCAGAAGACAUGGUAUCAAUGAAGGUUCCUGACAGGCUCAGCGUCAUAACCUAUGUCUCCCAGUACUACAAUUUUUUCAAUAACAAGUCUCAAGCAAACCCUCCCAGUAUAAAGAGGCUAGGUUCUGUCAGUCUUAAUGAGCCAGCCCAGAAAAGGCCUCCAACUCCACUUGAGGACCAAGAGGUUGAGUCUGAGCUGGGCCAGACCAAUGUGGUGGGGGUAGAAGCAUCAAAGCGCAGCACGAUCAGCAGCACCUGCACUGCCUGUCAUCAGCACGUCCAUCUGGUGCAGCGGUUUUUGGUGGACGGCAAGCUGUACCAUCGAAAUUGCUUCAGGUGCACUGAGUGUCGUAGCACUUUGCUACCUGGAUCUUACAAACAAGGCAGUGAUUCUGGGGCUUUGGUCUGCACCCACCACCUUACAAGGCAAGCUUCAGCAAACCACAAUGGCCGGCCAGAUCUUAGCAAGAGACCCAGUGUGGUCCAGUCGAUGAGGAUCGGUCGCAGCAAAACACCCCACACCUCAGCCUCUGAUACAGAGCAGCGAAUGACUGCAUCCCCUACGGGCAAAGUGAAUGAUACUGACAUGCCAGCUAACGUGACCGUCAUAGUCACUCAUGUAGCAACAAACAACGAGGUCUCCUUGGAAAACUCAGAUUUACUUAAUGACAGUGGACAAGCAGAAGAGAAACACCGCCCCUCUUCUCCUCCUAACCCUUUCGACGACAGUGAUGAGGAAGAUCAUGAACAAGCAGUGGAAGAAGACACACUAACCAGUCAUAAGGCUAACGGGGACCUCCCCUCCAAACCUGCCAAUCAAAAUGAAGCUGUCGCCCGACCAGUGCCGGCACCUCGCCGGGUUGCCGAGCCCAGCCCUCCGCCCCGCCCAUCCCCAAGGGUGAAGCUACCCCGGACAGCGGACGGCCUUGCAAUUGCAGGUGAACAUCCGAAGCCACCCACCCCUCCAAAACCCAGAGAGAGAUCCCAGUCUCCUAGAAGCUUGUCCACGCAUAAACCCAAAGACCCACCCUGGCUUGCCUUGGUCCAAUCAGAAACCAAGAAGAAGAAACCCCCUCCCCCUCCCCGCGCAGGACUGCCAACACCUCCCAACACGGGUUCUGUGUGUUCUCUUAAAGAGGAGGGCUCCAGGUCCAGCACACCCACUUUACCCUCCAACCCCUUUGAGGAUGAUGAAGAUGAAAAGAACGAGGCUAAUGAGGAGGAGGAAGGCAGUGCGAUUCCAGCCACACAGGUGGCGAGUCAUCCAUGGUACAGCAUCACACAGGUGGCGGAAGCCUCUGGUGCGGACACGCCGCCUAGCACAGGCAGCUCUUCCCGCUCGGCUAGCCCAGGAAGUGCUAAAAGCAAGAAACGACCAGCACCUCGUGCACCGCAGCCACCUGCUGCUAACCAAGUCCAUCCUCAUUCUCAGCAAUCUUCUUGCUCUCCAGCUGUCAGUGUGGAGAGUCUGUCUUCUGGCUCCGACCACAGCUCCUCCCAACUUCGUUCGGCCCCCGCAGGAGGCAGUGGCCAAGAAACCAGUUUCACCAAAAGCGUCUCCGAGCCUUCGAUCUGUUCGCCAUCUACCGCCUCUCCUUCCUCCUCCUCUUCCACUGAGCGUCUGCCUCAUUCUUGCCUGAGCCCCUUUGCAUUUCCCGCGCCGUCAAAUGCAAGCUCCGCGCCUGCCACCCCACAGGUCAGUCGCAGCCAUGAGACCAAAGCGACUGGACCCUCCCCACCACGGCCCAUGACCACUCCCAGCCCAUUGGCCUCAGGGGACACCCUUUCACACAACAAGCGCAUUUGUAAGGAAAAUCCAUUCAACAGGAAAAUUUCUCCCUCAUCUGGUAAAUCCAAAAGUAAACCCCCAAAAGGUCCUCGUCCUUCCAGACCCCCAGCCCCAGGCCAUGGCUUCCCGCUUAUCAAACGCAAGGUGCAGUCCGAUCAAUACAUCCCCGUGGAGGACAUCCACGGGGAGAUGAGUCAGCUGGAGAAACAGCUGGAUGAGCUGGAGCUAAGAGGUGUGGAACUGGAGAAGCUGCUCAGAGACAGUCCCAAUGAUGAGGAUGAGGAGCACCUCUUGGUCGACUGGUUCACACUCAUUCAUGAGAAGCAUCAGUUAGUCCGGCGAGAAGCUGAGCUAGUCUACACGGCGAAGCAGCAGAACCUGGAGGAGAGACAGGCUGACGUGGAGUAUGAGCUGAGGUGUCUUCUCAACAAACCCGAGAAAGACUGGACUGAGGAGGACAAGAGCCGCGAGCAACAGCUGAUGGCCGAGCUGGUUACAAUCAUUGAACAACGCAACCAAAUAGUCAACUGCAUGGACCAGGACAGGCAGAGGGAGGAAGAGGAAGAUAAGUUCAUGGAAGCCAUGCUGAAGAAAAAAGACUUCCACAAGGAGUCGGACGGAGACCAGCAGAAGAAAAAAGGGGCAAAGUUCAAACCCAUGAAGGUUCUGAAGCGGUUGAGUCACAAAGGAGAACCUGUAAAAAGUCCUCGUAAGGACAACAGUUGAUCCACGCAAACAGUUUUUAAGUGUUCUCAGAAACUCAUGAAUGUCUUGAAGUGCCACACAGCCAAAAUGACAACUCCAGUGCUUUAAGAACUCACGGACCUGUUGGGUAGCUCUCUGUGGUACUGCACUGACUUGUUGGCUGUUGCCUGGCUGUCACUGAUCAAAGCUCAACUGACCUGUAAUCAGUUUCCUAUCAGGUGAAACUAUAGUUAAAGGCAGUUAGCUUGAAGUUUCAGAGGCCCCAGGUGUCCUCAGUUUAUUGGAUGACAUCUCAUCAAAGGCUGUUCAAAGUCCUCUAAAUUGUGCACUGAGUAAACAGAAAUUGUUCAUUUGGUCAAAAAGAUUACUUUCAUAUAAGCUGUUAGCUGCUUUAUAGAAAACAUUGGGAUCUUUUCUUCACUAUUGUUAAGCAUGUCAAAGAUAGGGAGUAGCAGAGUGACAUAAUUUGCACACAUAUCUGCGGUGUUGAAUCUUGAUAGUUAUCUACAUCUGUGUGAAAAUAUUCAUUUUAAAUGUCACAUAUGCAGUUGUGUUUUAACAUGGCAAAGGAACAGUUUUUCAUCUUUUUUUUUAAUUGGCAAAACUCUGUUAAUUUAUUUUACUAUGCUUCAUGUUUUUUUUGUUUGUUUUAAAGUGGAGAUAAUGUUUUGCAUAACUGCCAUUUAUUUAAUUGCAUAUUCACAUCAUCUCCCUCGGUGAAUCGAGCCACUUCUGUUGUAUCAAUAUCAAAUGUUUUAAAUUUCAAAUGCAGCAGCAAAAUAAUACAAAUAGUGGUGAGACUGGAAGGCAGACAAAUAAAGCAACUUGAUACAAGUACAA